Medicago truncatula (barrel medic) is the source of this 996-nucleotide messenger RNA. RefSeq lists its product as uncharacterized. NCBI's taxonomy places the organism in Eukaryota, Viridiplantae, Streptophyta, Magnoliopsida, Fabales, Fabaceae. The transcript is spliced from 2 exons. The record is from RefSeq and is a predicted model, not a curated record. The coding region runs from base 1 to 996 and encodes 331 amino acids.
AUGUGUGACAAGUGGGUAGCAUGGAUGAAAGCUUGUGUGUGUGGUGGUUCUAUGUCUAUUCUUGUUAAUGGGUGCCCGACGGAGGAGAUAAGUAUCCAUCGCGGGCUUAAGCAAGGGGAUCCUCUUGCUCCUUUUUUGUUUCUUUUGGUGGCGGAGGGAUUUGGUGGUAUGAUGCGGAAAGCAACAGAGGAAAAUUUGUUUGAAGGAUUUGGUAUAGGUGACAAUGGUUUGGUGGUUACUCAUUUACAAUAUGCUGAUGAUACGCUAUGUAUAGGAAAAGCAACGGUGGAAAACCUUUGGGCAAUGAAAUCAAUUCUCCGUGGUUUUGAAAUGGUUUCGGGGUUGAAGAUUAAUUUUAUUAAGAGUUCGUUGAUAGGGGUGAAUGUGAGGGAGGACUUUAUGGAGAUGGCAUGUAAUUUUUUGAAUUGUAGUAGGGGUAUGCUUCCGUUUAAGUACUUGGGGGUGCCGGUGGGAGAUAAUGGAAGAAGUUUUUCGACUUGGGAGCCCUUGGUGGAGAUUGUGAAUAGAAGGUUGAAUUUGUGGAGCCAUAAGUAUAUUAGCUUUGGAGGUAGAAUUCUCCUUUUGAAUUCGGUACUCAAUAGGGGUGUUCAUGGUGCAGUUUGGAUCGGUUUUGAGUGGAAAGAUUUGGUGAAGUUAAGUGAUUUUGGUAGGGAAGGUUGGUUUAAUGAGGAGGUGUUGCGUAAAAUUGGGAAUGGCAUGACUACUAGUUUUUGGAAUGAUAAGUGGAAAGGGGAAAGGUGUUUUAGACUCAAAUAUCCAAGACUUUUUAUGAUUUCAAAUCAAAGAGAGGCUAAGGUGGGGGAAGUGGGGGUGAUUACGGAUGCCGGGAGGGAGUGGGUGUUUAGUUGGAGGCGGCGCCCUUUUUUGUGGGAGGAGUUGAUUUUGAGCCUUAGAGAGGACUCGGAAGGUGUGUCGUGGUCCUUGAUGGAAGAUAAGUGGAGGUGGAAGUUAGACGAUUCGGGUGUGUUUCGGUGA